This is a messenger RNA of Maniola jurtina (meadow brown), 2078 nucleotides long. RefSeq names its product cytochrome P450 6B2-like. The record is from RefSeq and is a predicted model, not a curated record. Lineage: Eukaryota; Metazoa; Arthropoda; Insecta; Lepidoptera; Nymphalidae. Gene Ontology annotation, molecular function: iron ion binding; heme binding; monooxygenase activity. The transcript is spliced from 2 exons. Bases 452 to 2044 code for a protein of 530 amino acids.
AAAAAUGCGAAAACCGUGAAUUUUUGGUUAUAUCAUAAAAAAAAAUUAAAAUGUGUUUCAAUUUUCAAAGUAAUAUAAUUAUGCCCAGUGGGGCAUCAUAUGUAAGGGCUUCACCUGUUCAUUCUAAAACAGAUUUUUAUUUAUUUUUAUUUAUCGUGCAAAAUGUCGAAAAAAAUACCCGAAAACGGAACCCUCGGAGCGCGAGUCUGACUCGCACUUGGUCGGUUUUUUUUAAACAUUCGAAGAUUCUGAUUAAUUAAUUUUGUAUGAUAUCUUGGUGCAGGGGUACCUUCUUGUUUUUAUUUUGCUAAACCGUUUAAGCAGCUGCUUAUCAACCCUGCUCUGGCCUCGGCCCUGUACAAGUAGAGGCCGUCAUCAGAAACGUGUACAGCCUACAAAUGCCUAUCUAUACCUAACUUAUCUACCAAAUUCACUUAAAAUCGGUAAGUAUAUGACCAAAUUACUGCGCAGUGUAAUUGAAGUGUUCGUCAAGAUGGUGCUUUAUUUAGUCAUUGUAUUAAUUUUUACAAUAUUAUUCUAUGUUCUGAAAAAAUUCAUAAUGAAAAAUCAAGAUUACUGGAAAAAGAAGAAUGUGGCACAUUUGAAACCUUUACCAUUAUUUGGUAAUCACUUAGAAACGAUUUUAUUACAAAAACAUGUUACUCAAGUGACUCACGAAAUUUGUCAGCAGUUUCCCAAAGAGCCAUACAUCGGGACUUUGUUUGGCACGAGACCUGCUCUUAUUAUAAAAGAUCCCGAGUUGCUGAAGCUUGUUUUAUCCAGAGAUUUUUAUUACUUCAGUGGCAGAGAUGUAUCAGACUACUCGCACAGGGAACAGGUCACGAAGAGUCUGUUUUUCAGUGGAGGUGAUGAAUGGAAAGUCCAGCGUCAGAAUUUGUCCCCCCUGUUUUCGUCUGCUAAAAUCAAAGGCAUGUUUUAUUUGAUAAAGGAUUGUGCUAAUCAGUUGGAACGCUUAUUGGAAGAGGAAACCAAUAGUCUACCAUACAUCGAUGCAAAAUUUUUAUUCGCAAGGUAUACGAUAGAUUGUAUAACAACAUGUGCAUUUGGUUUAAAUCCGAACACUAUGAAUUCUGUAAGGGAUGCUACAAACCCUUUUAUGAGUAUAGGCGAGAAGAUAUUCGACACAUCAAAGGCGAGAGGCUUGAAAAUGCAUUUUCGUAUGAUAUGGCCCUCAUUGUUUUACGCAUUAAGAUUACGCAUGUUCGAAGAGAGAGUAUUUUCUUUCUUCCAUAGCCUUUUAACGAACAUUUUUACCAAUCGCCAGACUGUAAAAUCGUCUAGAAAUGACUUCGUUGACCUAAUUUUGGGUUGGAAACAGAACAACCAUAUAACUGGAGCUAGAUUAGGCAAUAAAAUUAGUAGCAAUGAAACGGUGAGUCUUGAGGUUAACAAUGAAUUACUCGUGGGUCAAUGUGUAGUGUUUUUUGGCGCUGGAUCCGAAACAACUGCCACAUCUUUAAGUUUUGUCUUAUAUGAACUAGCGAAACACCAAGAAAUUCAACAAAAAUUGAUAGCAGAAAUUGAUGCUUAUUUCAAGAAAAGCAACGGUGCUAUUGAGUAUGCGUGUAUAAAUGAACUGCCCUAUCUCGAAGCAUGCAUUGACGAAAGCCUUCGCCUCUACCCAGCACUGGGAGUGCUUACCAGAGAUGUUAUGGAUGACUACACUUUUCCCACAGGUCUCCGUGUACAGAAAGGAGAUCUCAUUCAGAUACCAGUAACAUAUAUUCAUCAAAAUCCCGAUUAUUACUCGGAACCCGAACAGUUUCGCCCUGAACGUUUUUAUGGAGAAGAAAGGAAAAAUAUAAAACCAUUUACAUUCUUGGGGUUUGGAGAGGGUCCUAGGACGUGCAUUGGUCAACGGUUUUCCAAGAUGCCUAUGUACGCCGGACUUUUGACUAUUUUUAAGAACUAUCGGAUUGAACUAGCAGAAAAUAUGCCAAGCCAUGUUAAACUGGAAACGACUUCUAUAGUUAUUACGCCGGCAUCAGAAAUUAACCUUAAGUUUAUACCUCGAAAUAAAUAAAUCAAAAUGUUUGUCAGCUACAAAUCGUCUUACU